CGUAGCGACACGGCACCGACCCUCUCUGUAUUCUUUUAGCACAGGAUAUGGAGUCGAUCUCCCCACUCUCUUCCCUUUCUUUCACUACCUGACGAUUGGUUUCUAAGGAAGAGCCAUCGCCUCGUUUCUCUCUCUCUCUCAAACCCUAAUACCGAUCAAUCGGCUCGUCUCCUAUGCUUUCUUGAACCCCUCUUUGCUACUCUAUAGCCAUUGUUUUUUUAAUUUUUUUUUUAAUUUUUAAUUUUAAUUUUUAAAAUCGGCUUUUGGGGGUGGGGUUGCAGCACUCACAAUCUGCUGCUCCGCCCUCUCCACUUUUCCCGUCUGACCCUGACACUUCCUUUUUCUUUCCCUUUUUGUAAUUUCUCUCUAUUCUUGCAUAAUGGUUAGUCUCAAGGAAAGUUAGAUUGUGCAACUUGUCCACAGGGAAUUUCUUUUCUUGUUGUUUUUUAAAAAAAGUCCAGGAAUAGUUGUUGAUACUUCCAACAAAGAAUGGCACCGAUUUACUAUAUCAUCAUCGCAUUCCCUUGUAUGGUUGGAGCAAUGGCACUGGCAAUGUUUCAUAUAUACAGACACCUUCUCAAUUACACCGAACCUACUUAUCAGCGCUACAUUGUUCGCAUCAUUUUUAUGGUUCCGGUUUUUGCGCUCUUGUCCUUCCUCUCCCUGGUCUUCAAUGAGAGCUCCAUCUAUUUUAAUUCAAUCCGAGAAAUGUAUGAAGCUUGGGUCAUUUAUAAUUUCCUUUCACUGUGCCUGGCUUGGGUGGGAGGACCAGGUGCUGUUGUUGUAAGCUUAGGUGGUCGGAUUCUGAAGCCAUCAUGGUGUCUGAUGACAUGUUGCUUCCCAGCAAUACCUUUAGAUGGUCGCUUCAUACGGAGGUGCAAGCAAGGGUGUCUGCAGUUUGUGAUUCUGAAACCCGUCUUAGUCGCAGUUACAUUCAUAUUCUAUGCAAAAGGGAAAUAUGAAGAUGGAAAUUUUAGUGCAACACAAGCGUAUCUAUAUGUCACAAUCAUCUAUACCAUAUCAUAUUCAAUGGCACUGUAUGCCUUGGCCUUGUUCUACGUGGCAUGCAGAGAUCUCCUUCGGCCAUUCAAUCCGGUUCCAAAGUUUGUCAUGAUCAAAUCUGUUGUUUUCCUCACGUAUUGGCAGGGUGUUUUGGUUUUUCUUGCUGCCAAGUCUGGAUUCCUAAGCAAUCCAGAAGAAGCUGCUGAAUUCCAAAAUUUUAUCGUAUGCCUUGAGAUGCUUGUUGCGGCCCUUGGUCAUCGUUAUGCAUUUCCAUACAAAGAGUAUGCAGGUGCGAAUAUCGGUGCCUCUCGUGGUUUGACAGGCAAUCUUGUCCACGCGUUGAAGUUCAAUGACUUAUAUCAUGACACAGUCCACCAGUUUGCUCCUACUUAUCAUGACUACGUACUGUACAAUAGUUGUGAGGGUGAAGAGGGAGCAACAAAAUAUCGAUCUCGCACCUUUGUUCCAACUGGACAGGAGAUGGAUGAUGUGAGAAAGAACAAACAUACACUUGGGAACAAAAUAGAUAAUAUACAGCUAUCAAGCCCAUCCUCCUCUGGCACCAUCACUCCCGAGAUAUUGAACACAGUACGGGACUCGAUGGAUCCUCAAGUGAUGAAACCUCCACUACUUAUGGAGCCUUCGGAUUCUCUCCAACAGUCAUAUGACCUGUCACUGGUUGAAUUAGAUUUGUCUAGCUACCCUGAAGAGGUUCCUGCAGUCAGUGACUCUGGUACACAAUAACAUAAAUAUCAAAUCAACGGGUGGAAGAUCUGAAGCUUUGGGUUAAUUUGUAAUUUUUCAGUCUUUGCAGAACUGAGCAGAGCGUUGCUGCGGGAUCCAAAUCAUGUUUUGAAGUGCUCUCAUCAGUUUAGUUCCUACCUGCAAGGAAGGAUUUACUAAAAAAAAAAGCACGGCCUAGUGGAUGCAAAUCUCUUAUCCUUUCUCUGAAGAGUGACCACAUAUACUUACGUGGGCAAGUGUCACAGAUUGAAUAUUGUUGUUUACUCCAUUACAUGGUCUUGUGGAUACUGAUUUUGGGUUUGUGUAUAUAUUUCCUUUGUUGUUUUC
This is a messenger RNA of Magnolia sinica, 2073 nucleotides long. RefSeq lists its product as uncharacterized. NCBI's taxonomy places the organism in Eukaryota, Viridiplantae, Streptophyta, Magnoliopsida, Magnoliales, Magnoliaceae. The transcript has 7 exons. The record is from RefSeq and is a predicted model, not a curated record. The coding region runs from base 490 to 1746 and encodes 418 amino acids. Gene Ontology annotation, molecular function: transporter activity. Gene Ontology annotation, biological process: transport.